Molecule: messenger RNA, 387 nt
Organism: Lagopus leucura (white-tailed ptarmigan)
Lineage: Eukaryota; Metazoa; Chordata; Aves; Galliformes; Phasianidae
Product: complexin-1-like
Exons: 2
Coding region: 1-387 (128 amino acids)
Biological process (GO): synaptic vesicle exocytosis; neurotransmitter transport; regulation of neurotransmitter secretion
Cellular component (GO): terminal bouton; SNARE complex
Molecular function (GO): syntaxin binding
Source: RefSeq, a predicted model, not a curated record
AUGGACCUUGUUUUUACCAACAGGGAAGGUCUUGUGGAGAAUGUGGAGCUCAAAGGCAGUCUUGGCUGCAGUGAUUAUGAAAUGGUGGAGUUUAAGAUCCUUAAAGCAGUGAGAAGGGCACCAGGCAAGCUCAGUUCUCUGGACUUUGUGAGAGCAGGCUUUGACCUUUUCAAGGAUCUGCUUGGUAGAUAUGGGAUAAAGAAGAAGGAGGAAAAAGAAGCAGAGGCCCAGGCUGCACUGGACGCUAAUGCUGAAGGAAGCCUGACUCGUCCAAAGAAGGCUAUUCCUCCUGGUUGUGGGGAGGAGGAGGAGGAGGAAGAAGAGAGCAUUCUAGACACAGUCAUCAAAUACCUACCAGGUCCCCUGCAGGACAUGUUCAAGAAGUAA